UGGCACAUCACAAUGUUGUGAGUAAUCCAAUAUGGCCGCCUUUAAUCGAAACAGCUUCAGUUACAUGGUUUCAGGCCACUCCUGCUAUUAUAACUGCAUGGUGUGUCAUUUCUUUUGCCAAUACCUAAUAAUAAACCAGAUCACUAUGGCCUUCUCAUCAUUGGUGCUUCCAAAGAUAUUAUCGACAACACAGUACCGGUCUUUCAGUGUUUCUACAGUUGUGGCAGCUCUUCAGAAGUUGACAAGAGUACGGGUGGUCGACAACAGCAGUCUUGGAAAUACCCCCUAUCACCGUCCUCCUAGAGUCAUUCAUGUAUACACCAAAAAUGGAGUAGGCAAAGUCGGUGAUACUGUCCUGUUGGCCAUUAAAGGACAGAAAAAGAAAGCACUGAUUGUGGGUCACAAGAUGCCUGGACCAAGAAUGUCACCUAGGUUUGAUUCAAACAAUGUUGUUUUGAUCGAAGAAAACGGGAAUCCAACAGGAACAAGGAUUAAAGCUCCCAUACCUACACAUUUACGCAGACUGGAGGGUGAUUACUCCAAAUUAUUGGCUAUUGCACAACGCUUUGUGUAGGUAGUUUUAAUGAACUGUAAAUCACCACAGGACUGCUAUUGCUGACAUGACAUCUUAUUAAAAAUGAGAAAUAUAUAAAUAUCUUCAAAACUUGGCAAAACAUUUUGAACAGUUAAAAAAUGUAAUAAAAGAGUUAAAUUGUC
This is a messenger RNA of Clarias gariepinus (North African catfish), 717 nucleotides long. It is a transcript of the gene mrpl14, whose product is annotated as mitochondrial ribosomal protein L14. NCBI's taxonomy places the organism in Eukaryota, Metazoa, Chordata, Actinopteri, Siluriformes, Clariidae. The record is from RefSeq and is a predicted model, not a curated record. Gene Ontology annotation, cellular component: ribosome; mitochondrion. Gene Ontology annotation, molecular function: structural constituent of ribosome. The transcript has 3 exons. The coding region runs from base 32 to 574 and encodes 180 amino acids. Gene Ontology annotation, biological process: translation.